Diospyros lotus (date-plum) is the source of this 2475-nucleotide messenger RNA. RefSeq names its product protein DETOXIFICATION 45, chloroplastic. The record is from RefSeq and is a predicted model, not a curated record. Gene Ontology annotation, cellular component: chloroplast; membrane. Bases 325 to 2112 code for a protein of 595 amino acids. The transcript is spliced from 15 exons. NCBI's taxonomy places the organism in Eukaryota, Viridiplantae, Streptophyta, Magnoliopsida, Ericales, Ebenaceae. Gene Ontology annotation, molecular function: antiporter activity; xenobiotic transmembrane transporter activity. Gene Ontology annotation, biological process: transmembrane transport.
AGUGGUGAAAAACCGAAGCUCCGAUGACAACUGCGCUGCGCUGGGUGCUGUUGCUAGUAGGAGUGCGCUGCUGACUCAGCAUCAUGAUCAGCUAGCCAAGCAGAGCAGAAUAAUAAAUGGGCGUCUUGGCCAGCACGCUGCGCCGAUCCUUCCUUCGUUAAAAUACGAAAGAAAGAAACCAAACCACGGCCUCUUUCUCUCUCUCCUCUCCUCAAAACAAAAACCCAAACCAAACCCUCUGUUUAACUAAUUAUUCAAGAACCAAUAAACAAACAGACGAGAGUUCUUGUGCAGGGACUUCUCGUCUAACUACGAAUUUGCAAUAUGACGGCUGCCCAGCUAACUGGUGGUGCGCUCUCUGGUGGAUUGAAUAGUAAAAGCAGUGAAUGGAACGCCGUACAGAGGAAAACAGGAUUGUUCUGUUUGGGACAGUCGCGACUGCGAUAUGAGGGUGUUCUUCUGCAUUGCAACAGUCUGUCCUUGAACCAUAAAAGAUUAUUGUUGUUGCCUUCACCACUGACUUGUCGAAGAAAGCACAACUUUCAUGCGGUAAAUAAUGAAUUGAGUUCAGAUUGUGGACUGAAUCCUUGCUAUGUGGAUACAAGUUCUACUUUGGAAGAACACCGUCAAGCCAAUUCAAACCAAGGAGCUUAUGAGUUGAAGGAGAACCCUAUCAAGGAAAGACGUUCUCGUGAUGUGAAACACGAGCUUAUAAUGCUUUCACUGCCGGGGAUUGCUGGGCAGGCUCUUGAGCCAUUGACACAACUGAUGGAGACAGCAUAUAUUGGUAGACUGGGCCUUGUCGAGUUGGCAUCAGCUGGUGUUUCCAUGUCAAUCUUUAACAUAAUAUCAAAACUAUUUAACAUGCCUCUUCUCAGUGUUGCUACUUCAUUUGUGGCCGAAGACAUUUCAAAGACAGCAAGCAGGAAUUCCAUCUCAGAGGGUUCCCAAUCAGAAAGCAUCAAUGGCAAACCUUUUGAUGGGCUAACUAGAAGGCUGAAACUGUCUUCUGUAUCAUCUGCUUUGAUUUUAGCAGUUGCCAUUGGUGUCUUUGAGGCUUUAGCCCUGUCCCUGGGAUCUGGACUGUUUCUUAACUUGAUGGGGAUAUCACUGGACUCCUCCAUGCGUUCUCCAGCACAGCAAUUUCUCUGUCUUAGAGCCCUUGGUGCUCCUGCACUUGUGGUUUCUUUGGCUCUCCAAGGCAUUUUCCGUGGUUUUAAGGAUACAAAAACUCCUUUAUUAUGUUUAGGCAUUGGUAAUUUUUUGGCUAUAUUUUUGUUUCCCAUACUUAUAUACUAUUUUCGGUUGGGUGUGACUGGAGCAGCCAUUUCCACUGUUGUCUCUCAAUAUAUAGUUACCUUCUUAAUGAUCUGGCAUCUUAAUCAGAGAGCUGUAUUAUUGCCUCCAAAGUUGACAGAGCUGCAAUUUGGUAAUUAUAUAAAGUCUGGUGGUUUUCUUAUUGGGAGAACUCUUGCUGUUCUUAUAACCAUGACACUGGCAACCUCAAUGGCUGCUCGUCAGGGUCCAGUAGCUAUGGCUGCUCAUCAGAUAUGCUUGCAAAUAUGGUUGUCUGUAUCUCUCCUCAUGGACGCAUUUGCAGCUUCUGGCCAGACCUUGAUUGCAAGUUUCUUAUCUGAAGGUGAUUACAGAACUUUGAGGGAGGUUACAUUGUUUGUGUUAAAGGUUGGAUUUCUCACAGGUGCUUCCUUGGCUGUGAUCUUGGGUGUAUCUUUUAGUUCUUUAGUCACCUUGUUUAGCAAGGAUGCUGAGGUCUUAGGAGUUGUUGGAACAGGCAUAUUGUUUGUGAGUGCAAGUCAACCUGUAAAUGCUCUAGCUUUUAUUUUUGACGGUCUCCAUUAUGGUGUUUCAGACUUCUCAUAUGCUGCUUGCUCAAUGAUGGUGGUGGGGGCAAUAUCUUCUGCAUUUCUGCUAUAUUCUUCUUCAGUAUUUGGUCUUCAUGGCGUGUGGUCAGGAUUGGCUCUUUUUAUGGGAUUGCGUAUGGUGGCAGGAUGUAUUAGGUUAUUAUCAAAAAAUGGUCCAUGGUGGUUUUUGCACAAGGACUUGACAAGAUUUCAGGCAUUAAAUGCAUCCAACGGCUCCAUCAACGGCUAAUAAAUUCGAAGGCCCAGAGAAACCUAUAAAUACCAGCAAGAUAUGCAAUUGAGGGGUUAGAGAAACUAUUAUAAGCUUCAAGUCAUAUUGUUCUCUUCAAAUGCACUCACGUUUUCAAUCUUUUCUCUCAAAAAGGUUUUGUAUAUCAUUUCUAUCAUUUUGUUUAAGCAUGUUGCAUAAUUUUAAGAGACAUUAUAACUAAGAGAUUCAUCUCUCAUAGCAUUUCUUCUUCAAGAUUAUUGUAUAUUGCCUAGCAAGAUUGCUAAAUGGCCUACUUUGUAUAAGCAGGAGGCUGUAAUCCUAGUGAUUAUACUAGAGGGCCUACUUGGGAUCAUCAAAUAGGAGAUUUUAGUGAUUUUCAAA